GCCAUCCCAAUACUACGAAGCAUCAUUAAAAAAAAAAAAAACAAAAAAAAAUUAAAAAAAUCAUCAAAUCUUGUUGAAUAAAUAAUGGGAGGCAAAAAGUACAGUUGUAAAUUCUCUACCUCAUCAUGUACCAUCUCCAUGUGUAUAUAUAAAUGGAAAGUGAGAGAGAUUGGUAUUUGUCACAAUUAUAUUUAUCACUUUCAUUUUUUUUUUUCUUUUGACAUUGAGAAGUGGAUUUUGCUGUUUCAACAAUUAUAUUUUUCCUCUCUGGGGAUGAUACAGUUGCGGAAGAGCUGACAUGGGUUGGCGAUAAUACUUGCAUUAACUUCACGCAGAUCAAGAAUUUGCAGAAAGAAAGAGAGAGAGAAAGAGAAGUAGUAGUAUUUGUAUAGUUAUUUUUGUCUUUUGGGAUUCUGGGAUUUACCACUUCUGCAGCAAUCUGCAGCAUUAUUCAACUUAUUUCACUUUCCCGCUCUGUUGUUGAAUCAUCUGGGAUUCUACAGCUGCAAUGAAUUCAUUCCUCUGAAGGUUUCAUUCAAUUUGGAGAUUGAAGAAAAGAUGAAUACUAGAACCAGGACUGCUGCUGUGCAGUCUAUGAGACCUAUUCCUUUGAAGCAAGAAAAAGUAAUCAUAGACAGCCAAAUGCUGAUGCCAUUCAGAUUGAUUUGUGUCUUCCAACAUGUUCAUUGCUUGUUUAAAGUGAAUCUUCAAAGGGGGUUUUUUUUAUAUAUAUAUUUUUCCUCCUCUUCUUCCUUUUCUAUUUAUGUUCUUAGAGGUUGACUGCGAAGAUUCACAUUAGGCAGUAGCAUGAUUGAUUUUGAAACUUACCAAGAUAUUGCAAUUUUCCAGAAGUUGCAUCAAGUUCAAUCAGAAGGGUUCAUAUGGAAAGAAUUUCCGGAAAUUUUGAUAAAGUCGGCAUCUUUGAUGCAGAUUCUGGAUGAUUAUUGAGUUUUAGUUGCUCUUUUAGGUUGCAGAAUACAGACAUUUCCCCUGUGAAUUUGAUAAGAUUGGCAUCUUUGAUGCAAAGUUUUAAUUGAAUUUUCACUUUUGGUUUGAUUAAGCAGGGGAGAAUGAUUUUUUGGCCUCAAAACUUCAUCACAGUUUUUCCACUUUAUUAAAAAUCUUUCUUGAAGUUGAUAACUUUUUCUUUGAGUGUUCUGCUGAUUGUUUGAUUAGAUGCCUGCUUUGAUAAAGCUUUAAAAGUUUGCUACUUUGCUUCUUAUCCACAAAUUGUAGUGAUCUUUUCUUAGCUUUAUUUUCUCCAUGUGUUUGGGACCUUUUCUUUGUUGAUGCCUUAAGUUACAGUGCUUUUCUUGUGGAAGCUGACUGUUCUACUCUCUGUUCAUUGGUUGAAGGAAAAGGUGGAAAUGCGGGGCAAGAGGAUAAUGGAAGCUGAGAAAGCAACCAAAACCAGAAGAGGCUCAAUUAGAGAAAAGAAGAAGGCAUUGCAAGAAGAUGUUGACAAAUUGAAGAGAAAACUCAGACAUGAGGAAAAUGUCCACAGAGCUUUGGAGAGGGCUUUUACCAGACCCCUGGGAUCUUUGCCUCGUCUCCCUCCCUAUCUUCCGGCUCAGACAUUGGAACUUCUGGCUGAAGUAGCUGUUUUGGAAGAGGAGGUUGUUCGACUUGAAGAGCAAGUUGUGCAUUUCAGGCAAGGAUUGUAUGAGGAAGCCGUCCAGAUUUCGUCUUCUAAGAGAAAUAUGGACAAUUCAGUUGAUCCAAGUGAUCAGCACCAAAUUCAUGACCGGAAACAAAAGCAAUCCAAGUUGUCAAUUCAGACUCAAGAAAAUUCAGCGCCAUCAAGAGGGCGGCAUUCGACAAAUCUCUCAGAUGAUGCCCGCGGAAAAGAGAAUGAGUUGUGUCCUAAUUUGACAAAAAGCAAGCAGAAGUCUCCAAGCACAAAAACGCCAAUUGUGAAAACUCACGUUAAAAGGCCUUCUAUUGAUUCAGGACCACUUGACAAGCGCUUUGAUCCCAAGAAAUUACAGUUAGACCUGGACAAUGAGGGCAAAGGAAGAGCUCUUGUUCCUGGUACUGAAAAAUCAUCAGGGGAUGACAAUCCAAAUAAAAUCUCCGAAAGCAUUUUAAAAUGCUUGUUGAAUAUUUUCAUGCGAAUGAACUCAAAGAAGGCUAGAAGUGCAGUUGAUCCAUUGUCUUCACUGGCUUCUUGUGAUAACUUGGAGGAUGUGGAUUUUAGAGAUCCAUAUGGUAUCUGUUCGGAAUUUGGCAAGCGAGAUAUUGGUCCAUAUAAGCAUCUAUUCGCUAUUGAAGCGAGCUCGAUCAAUCCAAGCCGAACAACAAUAUCAGUUUUCCUAGUUCGCAGACUAAAGGUUUUACUUGAGAAAUUAGCAGUAGUUGAUUUAAAAGGCCUUUCUCAUCAGGAGAAGCUUGCAUUCUGGAUCAACAUUUACAAUUCUUGCAUGAUGAAUGCAUAUCUUGAACAUGGAAUACCUGAGAGUCCUGAAAUGGUCGUUGCACUGAUGCAAAAGGCAAACAUAAAUGUUGGGGGGCACAUUCUCAAUGCAAUAUCGAUUGAACAUUUCAUACUGAGACUGCCUUAUCACUCAAAAUAUACUUUCGCUAAAGGUGCAAAAAAUGAGGAAAUGUCAACACGUAGCGUUUUCGGGUUGGAGUUUUCAGAACCACUGGUGACAUUUGCUCUGUCAUGUGGAAGCUGGUCCUCACCUGCUGUAAGAAUAUACACUGCAGCUGAGGUUGAGAAUGAGCUCGAAGUCGCGAAGAAGGAGUUCUUGCAAGCGACAGUUGGCAUUUCAACAAAGAAGAAAGUGGUCGCAAUACCAAAACUUUUGGAUUGGUACAUGCUAGAUUUUGCCAAGGAUUUGGAAUCAUUGGUAGAUUGGAUAUGUCUUCAACUACCAGUUGAACUUGGAAAAGAGGCCAUCAACUGCCUUGAUAGAGAAAGAAAUGAACCACUUGCACAGUUCCUUGAAAUUAUGCCUUAUGAGUUCAUUUUUAGGUAUCUGUUGCAAACAUGAUGUAGAAAGUUUUUGGUAAAGUCACCUUCUUUUAUAGGAUCAUUGGUUAGUAGUGGGGGUGGUAUGUUUAUACAUCUAUAGAUAACAUGGGGGGGAGAAAAAUGUAUAAUCUUGCCUUUCUCUUGUAAGUAAAUUUUGAUAUUGGUUAUUCAUUGGAUGCACUGGUUUUUAAUAACUCCAGUAAUGUAUAGAAUGUGUGUUAAGAGAAUUUCUUUUUUAUUUUUUAAUCUUUGUGAAGAGAUAAUAAAUCAAAGGAAUUUGCAUAAACAAGUUUUUCAAAUU
Molecule: messenger RNA, 3278 nt
Organism: Oldenlandia corymbosa var. corymbosa
Lineage: Eukaryota; Viridiplantae; Streptophyta; Magnoliopsida; Gentianales; Rubiaceae
Source: the annotation of a GenBank genome assembly